AUGACUCGCAUUGUUAUCAAAUGGAACCAUUUUGCAAUUUGUGACUCCAAAGAAAGCAAUCCUGGAUUUCCUCACAACUUGCGUUUGAAUUGUAGCCAAAAGAAAGUUUCAUUCGUUCCAACACGCGAAUUUUAUUUCAGAGCAUAAGAUUACAAUUGCAACGCUAAAAGACGUGAUUAAAUACAAGUAACGAAGGAAAACAAAUGCAAAGGAAUCGAAAGCGUCAUCACGAUUGAGGAAAAAGAUCACAAAACAAAGACAAUGACCAAUUCGCGCCUUUUAGGGUAAGGAACAAGAGAAAUUUGACACGUCCAAGUGUCAAACCGGAAGAAGUCAGUGCACAGACUCGCGUCACUUAUUGAUCAGAUAAAGGUAUUCCCGGUUACCAGAUAUUUUCUGUUGAACAGAAGCGAAGAAACCAGAGAAUUUAAGAUUAUUCUUGAAAACUAGCUGAUUUCUGAAAACUAGCCGAAACGACGUCAGGUCACAUUCCCGUAAUAAGAUAAACUUACAAGUUCUCAUGAACUCCAUACCAGACUGUGUCGGAAAUCGCGAUAAAAUUAGUAGUACCAUAAGGUCCAUUUUAAGUAACAGCGGAAGUUCUAAACUAUUACGAAAUUGAAACUAUAUAGGUUUAUCUCCUUUUUCUGCCUAUAUAAUGAGGAAAAUUCGCACGUACUUUAUUAGCUCUCGAGCGAAGAACGAAGAAGGCGAGCGGUAAGAGUGCCUAGAUCAGAGAACCUUCGUGAAUAACAUUGCAAAGAACACCAGCAAAAAUACAAUGACGGUCAUGAUACGACAAGGAAUAGAAUGACUUCUUACCUUCAGGUUUUGCUACGCUGUUUGUGGCACUUUCUGUGACUUUUCAAAUUACACCAUCAAUGCAUGCAGCCCCCAUAGCUUGUACAAGGUUGACAGCUAAGAACUGUGCUGAGCUGUACACAUGCGGCCAAACGAUCAGCGGUGUUUACACAAUCGACCCAGAUGGUUCUGGUGCCUUUAAUGUAUAUUGUGACCAAACAACAGCUGGUGGGGGUUGGACAGUGUUUCAGAAGAGAUUGGAUGGCUCUGUUGAUUUUAACCGCACCUGGAGUGACUACAAACGCGGCUUCGGUAACUUUAUUGGUGAACUUUGGCUCGGACUGGACAAGAUAAACCGCCUGACAGCAAACAAGACGAAGAACAUGCUGCGAGUUGAUCUGGGAGUAGAAACUGGCGAAACUGUUCACGCUGAGUAUAGCUGGUUCGGGAUUGGAAACGAGGCAGAUGACUACAGGCUGCACGUUGGCAUUGUUACAAAUAGGAAUUUUUUGGAUUCCCUCGGUCCUCACAGAGGCUCCGCUUUUGGUACCUGGGAUAGCGGUCCUGCCUAUUGUGGUCAAGAAAGAGGCGGAGGCUGGUGGUAUCGUUCUUGUUCAGUUUCGUCAAAUCUCAACGGAAUUUAUUCGCGUUGCGGGAACGUAACCAUUGGCAAUAUCUUCUGGUCAAGCUUAGGUCCACGUCCACGCAGUGCAGCUAUCACUGCUCCCACAUCGACUGAAAUGAAAAUUAGACCAGUGGGUUUUUAGUAGAACGUUCUUUAUAAGGGUAUAAUGAUUUUCACUUGGUCUGAUCGUUUGUUUUGGAGGUGAUAAGCAAAGUAUGACUGGCCCAUUUAUAUCCAUCGCUGAUUACGAUUGUGAUUUUCUGAUCAGUGUUCACUUGGCCUUGCUCAGUGAAUUUAAAUAUAGUCCUGUGGGGAAACACCAUCUUGAAUUGUUUCCCACUGUAAGCUUUGUAAGCUAUGAUUUGAAAAUGCUACAAGUCAAAAUCAGUUCGCUUGCAGUCGGAAUCAAAAUAAACUUUAAACUAGUUUUAUUGUAUCGUACUCAGUGAUUUUCGCUCGGGUUUAAAGUCUACAAUGAUGAAAUUUACAUCUGCGUAAUCGAUGCUGUUUUAAACAUUAACGAGUAGUUUCUACCACGAAUCUUUUACAAUAUGCUGAUAAGAAAAAUGACGACGCAUAGACUCAACCAUAGUCUUUCGCUUUUAAUUAGAUUUUAAGAGAAUACAUCUUGGCCCUUUUCAUUGGUAUUCCUACUGUUUGAUUCUUAGCAGACUUUAUAAUAGGAGAGAAGCUACAUCCUACACAUUCUUUUAAAUGAAAUGAAAACGAUGUUCUAACAACUUGAAAAGAAUGUUUCAUAGGUAAUCCUUCAUCAGGUCAAGGUUAAUUCAUAAGGAUUUGUUUACAUAUUGUAACGUUAUGAGCCAUUAGCUGGGGUUUAUAUUUUUCCACUUUUUAUAGUUUUUUCCUUUUUUGAUAACUUUUAAAACUUUGCUAUUCUAGAGCUAUCAAUAAAACCACUGAAGAUGAUAUUACCAAAAGAAA
This is a messenger RNA of Stylophora pistillata, 2371 nucleotides long. RefSeq names its product ficolin-2. The record is from RefSeq and is a predicted model, not a curated record. NCBI's taxonomy places the organism in Eukaryota, Metazoa, Cnidaria, Anthozoa, Scleractinia, Pocilloporidae.